This is a messenger RNA of Dictyostelium discoideum AX4, 1869 nucleotides long. RefSeq names its product multi antimicrobial extrusion family protein. The record is from RefSeq and is a predicted model, not a curated record. The transcript is spliced from 2 exons. Gene Ontology annotation, cellular component: membrane. NCBI's taxonomy places the organism in Eukaryota, Evosea, Eumycetozoa, Dictyosteliales, Dictyosteliaceae. The coding region runs from base 1 to 1869 and encodes 622 amino acids. Gene Ontology annotation, molecular function: antiporter activity; xenobiotic transmembrane transporter activity. Gene Ontology annotation, biological process: transmembrane transport; xenobiotic detoxification by transmembrane export across the plasma membrane.
AUGUUAAAGUUCGAAGAAUUUAAAAGCUUCUCAAAGAAAAAUUUCUCAUUUUUUCAAGAACAAUAUCAAAUUAGUAAAAAAGAAUUAAUAAUCCUUUUAAAAUGGUCUAUUCCAUUAAUUGUUUCAAAUUUAUUAAAUAAUGUUUCUUAUUUAUUCGUAAAUUUAAUUUUUGUGGGUAAACAAAGUGCUGAUCAAUUAGCAGGUGUUGCAUUAUCAAAUACAUGGACAUAUUGCACAAUGAGUUUAGCUACUGGUUUAGCAAAUGCUAUGGAUACAUUAGUAUCACAAUCAUUUGGUGCAAAUAAUUUAACAUUAGUUGGAUUGACAUUACAAAGAGCGUCACUUGUAUCGAAUGCAUCAUUUUUAAUAGUUACAGCAUUAUGGUGUAUAACUGAAAAAUUCUUAUUAUUAGUUGGACAAGAUAGUGAAGUAUCUUAUUACGCUCAACAAUAUUCAUUAUUUUUAUUACCAGGACUUUGGUUUUACCUUCAAACAAAUGUUUUACAAAAAUAUUUACAAUGUCAAGGUGUAAUGUGGCCAUCGAUUGUGGUUGGUUUCAUUAUGAAUGCAUUCAAUGUAUUAUUUAACUUUUUAUUUGUCGGUGAGAAUUAUGGAGAUUUCUCAUAUAAAGGCGCGGCAUUAGCCACAUCAAUCUCUAGAAUAUUGGCGUUUUUCUUAAUGUUGGCAGUGAUAAAAAUUUGGAAACUUCAUGAAGAGACUUGGUUUGGAUGGAAACGAGAAUGUCUAAGUUUACAAGGAUUUAAAGAGUAUCUUAAAUUGGGGGGACCAGCAUCCAUCCAGCAUGCCUCGGAAGCCAUUGGUUUUGAGGUUUUAACGAUUUUAGCAGGUUUAUUGGGCCCGGGCAAAGUGCCAUUGGAUGCCCAUUCAGUUACAUAUAAUUUCACACAAUUGACAUACCAAUUCCCAAGCGGCAUUUCCAUAGCGACAUCAGUGCGUGUCGGUCAAUUAUUAGGUAGUAAAAAUGAGUCAAUGGCCAAGAGAGUAUCUUGGAUGGCAUUUGUCAUAUCAUUGAUUUUCAUGGGUAUAAUAGCGAUUAUUCAAUAUACUUGCAGACAUGUAAUUGGCUACAUUUACUCAGACUCUGAGGAUGUAGUUCAAACAGUUGCUAAAAUUUUACCAAUAGCUGCACUCUUUCAAAUUUUCGAUGGAGGUCAAACCAUUUUUCAAGGUGUUGUAAGAGGUAUGGGUAGAGUUAUCACUGGUGCACUUUGUAAUUUCAUUGCGUUCUAUGUGAUCUCUAUACCCUUAUCAGCAGUAUUUGCAUUUCCUUUAGAUAAAGGUGUCGAAGGUUUAUGGUGGGGUUUAUGUGUUGGUUUGGUCACAAUUUGUGUAAUUUUAAUUAUAAUCAUUUUCAGAGUCAAUUGGACCACUGAAAUGGAUAGAGCAUUUGAAAGAACUAAAUCAAUGAAUAUGUCUCAAGCUGAUCUAGAGAAUGGUUUAGAAUUACAACAAAAACAAAUGGCUCAACAAGAAAACAAUUGUGGUUCUUCAACUGAUGGUGUUAGUACAAGUGAAGGUUCACCAAUAACAACUAUUAAAGUUACCACUGAAGCUGUAGUUCAGGAAUCAUACGAUGAUGAUAUAAAUGAUAAAAAUAGUGAUAAUAAUAAUAAAAAUAAUAAAAAAAAUAAUAAUUCAGAUGAUGAGGACGACGACGAUGAAGAUGUUAAAUCAAAUAAAAAGAGAAGAGGUUAUAAUAAUUAUAGAACUUCAAGUCAUCAUCAAAUGAGAACUAAUAGUAAUAAUAAUUUUAGAACAAAUAGUCAUAAUAAUUUUAGAACAAAUAGUAGUCCUGAUUUUAGAAAUGAAGUACCUGAUCAAUCUGUAAAUAGAUGUCAUCCACAAUAA